Messenger RNA from Laccaria bicolor S238N-H82, 213 nucleotides. RefSeq lists its product as uncharacterized. Lineage: Eukaryota; Fungi; Basidiomycota; Agaricomycetes; Agaricales; Hydnangiaceae. The transcript has a single exon. The record is from RefSeq and is a predicted model, not a curated record. Bases 1 to 213 code for a protein of 70 amino acids.
AUGGACGCUCCCUUGGCACCCCCCGUUCGUCUACAGGCUACGUCGUCCAACCCUAUUUCUACGAAAAAUGCUCAAAAGAAUAUCACGGCUUUUCUUGAUGACUUUGAAGCUCGCAGUAUAUCGUCUGGAGGCCCAAAUACUGCUGUGACGGUGCAGCUGCAAAAAUUGAAGGAUGCUCUGCGUGAGGAGCGUAAGCAGAAAAGGGCGGUCUAG